AUGAUCAUGCUCCUCCCGCCACCGAAUAAGACCCUCAAGGGUCACAAGCUUCUAGUCCUCUCGCAAUUCCCGCUGCCGCAGGAAUGGCUUGACAGGGUGCGCGCCGAGUUCCCCGACCUGAAGGUGGUGCAUCACGAGCUAGGCUGGGCCGACAGGAAACCGAAAGACAGCUUCAACCAUGAUGAGUGGAAGGACGUGACGAUCCUGCUGACGGGCAGCGCCCUGCCCGCCAUCGAGGACGCGCCCAAGCUGCACUACGUCCAGCUUCAGAGCGCUGGCGCCAAUCACAUCCUCACAGACCCGUUGUUCAAGGAUACGGAUGUGAGCUUUUGCACGGCGAAUGGUGUCCAUGGACCUCAGAUUUCUGAAUGGAUCAUAACAACAUUCCUCUCGUUCCAGCAUCAACUCCCUAAAUAUAUCGACAACUACCGCUCCGGCCACUGGCAACGCGGCAACGAUUUCGUAGAAGACGCAGUCGGCCGCACAAUAGGCAUCCUCGGCUACGGCAGCAUCGGCAGACAAACCGCCCGCGUCGCCACCGCCCUCGGCUUCAAAGUCCACGCCUACACCCUCCACCCGCGCCCGACCCCCGAAUCCAAGCGCGACGACUCCUACACGCCCCCCGGGCUCGGCGACCCGGAGGGCAAGUUCCCCUCCAAAUGGUUCUCGGGCGCCUCCAAGGCUGACCUGCACGCCUUUUUGGGUUCCGGGCUCGAUUUGCUGGUCGUCGCGACGCCGUUGACGGAUAAGACGAGUCACCUGCUCUCGGCCGAGGAGUUUGACAUCUUGGCGGAGAAGAAGACGUUCAUUUCGAACAUCGCGCGUGGUCCGAUUAUUAACACGGAUGAUUUGAUUACGGCGCUGGAGGAGGGGACGAUUCGAGGGGCGGCGCUGGAUGUUACGGAUCCGGAGCCGUUGCCUGAUGGCCACCCGCUUUGGAAGGCGAAGAAUCUGUUGAUCACGCCGCAUAUUAGCGGAUUGUCUACGAGUUAUGGGGACAGGGUUUUGGGGAUUUUGGAGUUGAAUUUGAAGAGGUUGAGUGAGGGGAAGAAGUUGGCUAAUCUUGUGAACAAGAGGGAGGGAUAUUAG
Molecule: messenger RNA, 1089 nt
Organism: Colletotrichum paranaense
Lineage: Eukaryota; Fungi; Ascomycota; Sordariomycetes; Glomerellales; Glomerellaceae
Product: D-isomer specific 2-hydroxyacid dehydrogenase
Exons: 4
Coding region: 1-1089 (362 amino acids)
Molecular function (GO): NAD binding
Source: RefSeq, a predicted model, not a curated record